GAGGAGCGCCAGAGGCCCAAGCGGAUGGGCUCGUUGAGGACUUGCAGAAGAGGAUAGACAAGUUCUCUGAUGAACUGGAUGAAAUGGCCGAUCAUUACAACCCGAUCACCUACACAUCGCCUGCCGGGGUGGUCUUCGAGUUCCCAAACCCUAUCGACUACGUGAUAGGAAGCGGUCAAGGCGCAAAGUCUGACUUGUGGAAAGAUCGAGAGAAUUCCAUUUACAACACUGCUAUUCGGGCCGAUCCUGCUGGAGCAUUUAAGAAGCAGGUGGACAAAGCAUCCGACAUUUGGAAGCAGAUGUCGGCUUCCAUCGAGCCUAAGUUGGAAACUACAAAGCCCAAGAUUCAGGAUGUCCGUUCGGCGGUGCUCUUGCGGAAGACACCACUUCUGGAGACGAUGACAACCGCUGCUGGUAUUCUACAAGGCGAUGGACAGGAGGCUUUUGACCGAGAGUCCUUGACGCAACAGCAAGAUGCCUUGGAUCAAGCCCUGAGCAAAGUGGUGGGCUACGCUGAAGCACGCCAGGUGGAUGGGGUGCGGCAGUCUUACUAUGAAGCCAAAGACAUCUUCACAAGCUGGACUGUGUCGCGUGUGGGCCGAUAG
This is a messenger RNA of Symbiodinium pilosum, 605 nucleotides long. Lineage: Eukaryota; Dinophyceae; Suessiales; Symbiodiniaceae. The record is from the annotation of a GenBank genome assembly.